UCUUUAUAUGCUCUGCUUAAAAACAGAAGAAGAAGAAGAAGAAGCCGCUCAGCUGAUUCUUCCUGAUUCACACAGAAAUGGACCAAUCAAUAGUGAAACCGAGGCCAAACGGGACGUGACGUGCGGUUUGUCUCUCCUGGACCAAAUGUUCACGGUCAGGUGCAUUUGGGGAAUUUCUGCAAAAAAAUUGACUCCUCUUCCAGUUUGGAGACCACAGAUCAAGCCACAGAGCAGGAUGUCCUCCUCGGCUCGCCCGGUGGCCGCGGUGUGUCAGCUGACAGUCACCCAGGACAAAGAGGCCAACUUCUCCGCCUGCGAGCGGCUGGUGGAGGAGGCCAAGGAGCGGGGCGCCCGCAUGGUCUUCCUCCCGGAGAACUUUGACUACAUCGGCUCCAGUCCGGAGGAGACGCUGUCGCUGUGCGAGAGCCUGACGGGAGAAACCAUCUCGAGAUACACUCGGCUGGCCAGGAAGUCGGACGUGUGGCUGUCUCUCGGAGGAUUUCACGAGCGAGGACAUGACUGGGAGUCGGACAGACGCAUCUACAACACUCACCUCAUAAUUAACAAUAAAGGGGACGUGGUUUCGGUUUACAGGAAGUCCCACUUGUUUGACGUGGAGCUGCCAGAAAAAGGAGUCUCCCUUAAAGAAAGCGCCUUCACCAUCCCCGGACCCUGCCUGGUGCCUCCGGUCCAAACUCCCAUCGGCAAGGUGGGCCUGGCCACCUGCUAUGAUUUGCGAUUCCCCGAGUUAUCGCUGGCUCUGCGGCGGCGCGGGGCGGAGGUCCUGACCUACCCUUCGGCCUUCACCGUGGCGACGGGGGCGGCUCACUGGGAGGUGCUGCUCCGCGCCCGCGCCAUCGAGAACCAGUGCUUCGUGCUGGCGGCGGCGCAGGUCGGCCGGCACGGCGAGAGGCGGCGGUCGUACGGCCACGCGCUGGCGGUGGACCCGUGGGGCGAGGUGCUGGCCGACUGCGGGGGGGAGGGGCCCGGCGUGGCGCUGGUGGAGAUCGACCCGGAGAAGGUCGGCAGCACCAGGAGGAACAUGCCGGUCCAGCGGCACCGCAGGGACAGCGGGUUCUACCGCGGGCUGCAGGAGGCUUGACCCCCGCGGGGGGGGGGGGGGGCGGGGGGGGCUGU
Messenger RNA from Pungitius pungitius (ninespine stickleback), 1137 nucleotides. It is a transcript of the gene nit1, whose product is annotated as nitrilase 1. The transcript is spliced from 6 exons. The record is from RefSeq and is a predicted model, not a curated record. NCBI's taxonomy places the organism in Eukaryota, Metazoa, Chordata, Actinopteri, Perciformes, Gasterosteidae. The coding region runs from base 8 to 1102 and encodes 364 amino acids. Gene Ontology annotation, molecular function: hydrolase activity, acting on carbon-nitrogen (but not peptide) bonds, in linear amides.